CCUGCGGCGCUGGCUCAGUAGAUUCGACAGGCCGAGAGCGGAGGUGGGGUGUGUGGCGAAUCUUAGCUGGGUGACAGAGCGAGACGGUGUCGGCGGGAAGAGCGCGCGGGCCGGAAGGUUCCAGACGUGACUUUACUGAAUGGAUCCCGAGCCCUUUGAAGUCGGACAUGCGGUCCGAGAAGCUAUCAACAUCCUUUCCUCUUCCAGGAAUGGAGUCCAGAUCUCAGAGGUGCUUGGCACAAUUAAGUGCUACCUAGGUGGAACUGAAAACCAAGCCCCUCUGAAGGAGAGGGAAGAAUUUACCCGUGUGCAUUUUUCUGCCUUUCUGCGAGGUCUUGUCAGUAACCUGAGUCCAGAUUGGAUAGAACUUCUUACCUCUGAUCAGCAGAAGGAAUUAUGGGAUAGCUUUUUCUUGGAAGGGCCAGCUGACCAAGUCUUUCUGGUUCUGCUGGACUCCAUCAUUUCUACGGGUCCCAGCUUUCGCCUGGUGAAGGUCAUUAGCAUCCUGGAACAGUUUCUGCAGACGGGAGGCAUGUCGGCUCUGAUGUGGGAGGUCUGUCAUCAGCAGGCACAGGCUGGUUUACCCAUGUUUCAAGAGACCCUCCUCAACAAGGUUGUGUGUCUGCCUGACCACUUGUGCAACAAGCUCCAGGGGAAUAACCUGCCUAUAUUCUUCCCACAAAACUAUUUCCCUCUGCUGGCUACUGAAAUCAUCCAAGUGUUGCAGAGGAUCUCUGACUCAUUGAGAGGUGGCUUGGACUGUUCUAUCUCCUUCGUGUCUCAAGUGCUGGGGAAGGUAUGCGUGCAUGGGAGACGAGAAGAAAUUCUGAAUGUGUUGGUGCCACGCCUAAUGGAUCUCACCAAGGUGGACUGCAUCUGGCAGAGGAUGUGCUGGCGACUGGUUGAGUGUGUGCCAGAUCGUUGGAUAGAAGCAGUGGUUUGCGGCUUUAUUCAGAAAGCACCAGGGGCGGAUGUCUUGUCACGAUUACUGGGGAAUCUGGUUGUGAAAAACAAGAAAGCUCAGUUUGUGGUGACCCAGAAACUACUACUCCUGCAGUACAGCUAUGUGACUGCAGUGCUGCAGAACCUCCUUGGAUACCUGGCCCUAGACAGCCUUCGACGUUCCUUAUUGAUCAAAGUGCUGAAAGAACUCCUGGAGACCUGGGGCAGCAGCAGUGCUGUGAAACACUCUCCAGUUGAGCAACAACUGUAUGUUAGCAAGGCCAUCCUGAUCUGCCUCUCCCACCUGAAGGAGCCUGAAAUAGAGAGCAACGGACAAGAGCUUCUCACCAGCAUGAUGGGAGGGAUGAAAUGCCACCUGGACAGCAACUUGCCACGGGUUCGGCGUCUGGGAAUGAUAGUGGCAGAAAGCAUCAGUUCCAGAAUAACUACAGAUGGGCCCUGCCUGAAAUUCCAGUAUGAAGAUGAUGAUGAGACUAGAGAGCUAAAGUCUCUCCAGCAGACAGCCCGACUACAGCUCCCUGUCACCGACCUGCCAAAUGCUGGCAGGAAUGACAGUCCAUCUGCUACACCAAAAGCUGUGUCAAAACGAAGUGGGAACCCACACCCAGCAGCCUCUGCAGUUCCAGAGGAGGAAUCUGACUUGGAACUUGACAGUGAUGAUGACCUCAUUCCUUAUGACAUGUCAGAGGAUAAAGAGCUGAAGAAAAUGAAAGCUCCUGUCUAUAUCCGAGACUGCAUUGAAGUCCUAACUGGAUCUGAAGACAUGGACAAGUGGGAAGCUACAAUGAAGGUUUUGGAGAGUCUGAUUCGAAGGAAUUCAGCUACUACAAGAGAGGUGAGCAUGGAGCUGGCUAAAGUACUGCUGCACCUGGAGGAAAAGACCUACAUAGAAGGCUUUAUGGAGCUCCGUAAGAGAGCCCUAGUGGCUGUCACCAUCACAGAUCCAGUGCCAGUGGUGCAGUAUCUGACCUCCCAGUUCUAUUCCCUGAACUACAGUCUCUGUCAGCGCAUGGACAUUCUGGAUGUCCUAGCUUUGGCUGCUCAGGAACUCUCUCAGCCCCAGGCCUCUGGGAAAAAUAAGCCCCGCAGCACCCAGAGUCCCUGCACCCUGACUGUCCCUUGCAGUGACAGCUCCCAGAACUGGAGAAGGAUUGUGGAUGAGAGGAUCAAAAGCAAGACGCGCCGUUUGGCGAAGAGUCCGUCUCUAGUGGAACCGGCUUGUGGCCCAAACAAAUUCAGUUCUUUAGCUGGACAUUUCUUCUUCCCCCUGAUUCAGAACUUUGACAGGCCUCUGGUGACCUUUGACCUUUUGGGAGAUGAUCACCUUGUGCUAGGAAGGCUGGCGCACACUCUUGCAAUCUUGAUGUACUUUGCCAUCCAUACUGUGGCAGCUGCUGCCAUGGGAAAGUCACUGCUGGAGUUUGUCUGGGCCCUGCGCUUCCACACAGAUUCGUAUGUGCGUCAGGGCCUCCUGUCCGCAGUCUCCUCCAUCCUCCUCAGUAUCCCUAGUGAGCGGCUGCUGGAGGACAUGACAGAUGAGUUCCUGGAGACACAGUCCUGGCUGGCAGAUGUAGCAGAGAAGGACCCAGAUGGGGACUGCAGGAGGCUGGCCUGGCAGAACCUGCUGCUAAUGGAGAACUUGCUAAAAAAACUCAGAAGUGUCCCUUCCUAGUUGUGGGGGGGAAUUGAAAACAGAGGUGACCUCCACCUAACACACUUGCCAGCUGGCUG
Mauremys reevesii (Reeves's turtle) is the source of this 2694-nucleotide messenger RNA. It is a transcript of the gene TELO2, whose product is annotated as telomere maintenance 2. Gene Ontology annotation, molecular function: telomeric repeat DNA binding; Hsp90 protein binding. The record is from RefSeq and is a predicted model, not a curated record. The transcript has 21 exons. Lineage: Eukaryota; Metazoa; Chordata; Testudines; Geoemydidae. Bases 140 to 2635 code for a protein of 831 amino acids. Gene Ontology annotation, cellular component: cytosol. Gene Ontology annotation, biological process: protein stabilization; telomere maintenance via telomerase.